GCAGAAUUUGUAUUUAGCUAGUACAAAAUAUAGAAGUUUUCUUUGAGUGAUUUUCACUGUUGAAUUCAGGGAAAAGUUUGUCAGGAUUGUGGUGAUGAAGGAGUUUCGUGGCUUCUCAUUUAUUGCCAAAAAUGCCAUGAUUCUGCAGUGCAUCACUAUUGCUUGGGAAGUUAUGCUCCCAAUGAUAACAAUAUACAUUGGAACUGCGACGAGUGUGUUGAAAAGGAUGAUCUAUCUAGUUCAUCUAAGAAAAGUAAAUUGAUACAUGGAUUGGACCGAGAAGAAAGAAGAAAGAACACAUGCAACUUCUUCAACCAGAAAAAAAUGCAUAAUAAGAAGGAUGACACAAAACAAGAAGUUAGACUGCCGUCAGACCAAAUAUUUCCUCUUAAAAACAAGAAUAACAACAACAUUGAGAUGAGAAAUGUGGAAUCAAUUAAUAGAGCCCAAAAGACCAUUCCGAUUGUGGCAUCCAAAAAGCUUGCCUCUGGUUUUCUCCAGCAUUUGGAAUGCGAUUAUGAUAUGAAUGAGCAACAGCCAAUUGAAUAUUUUGAAGCGAAUAAGUGGUCGCCCAUAUCUAAUUCCAUUGUUGCAGCGACCAAGUCAUCAUAUUACCAACCAUCCAUGAUUAGUUACGACUACUAUCACGCACAACCAAUUAUUGAUCCAAUUUGGAGAGGAAAGAUGGUUAUAAAUAAUAUGAAGAGCAUUGUCUCAAUGGCUGCUCAUUUAUCAACCAGAGCAUGUCCCAAAGCUAUAGAAGCUGCAAAAACUUUAGCACCAACAAUUGAUGUUGAGACUAAACCUCGUCAUGAUGUAUGGCCUGCCCGUUUCCAGGAAUCACCACCAACUGUUGAGUCUAUAGCUCUCUUUUUCUUUCCUGAGUCGGAAAGUGAGGAACAGUUUUUUGACAGGCUACUUGAAGGCAUAAUUAAAAGAGAUUAUUCUCUUAAAAGCAUGGUCAGUUCUGUGGAGCUCUUGGUUUUCCCAUCUCAUAAGUUGCCCCCCGAACACUCAAGAUUUAAUGGCAAGUAUUAUUUGUGGGGUAUUUUCAGAAACAAGCAAAAGAAGGCUGUUACAGAAAGUAAGUAUUAGAAAUGUCGAUAUUCUUUUUUUGAAUAUGCUCAUUGUAAUGACAAUAAUAGGAAGCCAGUCACUACUAAUAGUUUUUGUGCUAGGUAACAACACAAUUGUGUGAAUUGUGUUUUGUUUUGUCUUGUAAACAAACAAGUUUGUUUGUUUGUUUGUUUACACUACAACUAACAAACCAGUUUGAUGAUGUUUAGACCAAAGUAAAAAUUGUAAGAAGCCAAAUCUUAAGCAUUUUUGAAUUGUAUGGAAGGGUUAAGAUUUUAAAUGUA
This is a messenger RNA of Impatiens glandulifera, 1361 nucleotides long. RefSeq lists its product as uncharacterized. The transcript has 5 exons. The coding region runs from base 325 to 1095 and encodes 256 amino acids. NCBI's taxonomy places the organism in Eukaryota, Viridiplantae, Streptophyta, Magnoliopsida, Ericales, Balsaminaceae. The record is from RefSeq and is a predicted model, not a curated record.